Molecule: messenger RNA, 1930 nt
Organism: Suillus paluster
Lineage: Eukaryota; Fungi; Basidiomycota; Agaricomycetes; Boletales; Suillaceae
Exons: 3
Coding region: 65-1669 (534 amino acids)
Source: RefSeq, a predicted model, not a curated record
AUUGAAGGCGGCCAACAUUCAAUAUUCAAUUUCAAUAUAUUUAUUUCGGGAGGAUUCAGCUGGUAUGGAUCUUCGCUGGUAUCAUGAUAUCGACACGUCGCCAGCACCUCUAAUUUCCGUGAUGGAUCGCAUAUCUUGUCUUCGCGAACCCACGGAAGACGACAUGGUUUUGGUCCAUCAGACAAUGAUAGCUGACGAGAAGGCAGUCCAGGAACUGCACAGCGAAAUGAAUAUGCUGUAUUCUAUGCUGGAGCGCCUCCGCUUGCAGAAGGACAAGCACCGAGAGAAUAUACGUCGGGCCCGCUCAUUGUUAACCCUCGCUCGCCGCCUACAUCCUGAGCUGCUAGCUCGCAUAUUUGAGAUAUGUGCUGAGAGCGGCUGGACGCGUGCGCCUGUGGCUGUUUCUCAAGUGUGCUCGGCCUGGAGGAAAGCUGCAGCCUUUCCUCAUGUAUGGUCCCAUCUCUUCCUUGACUUGAGAUCGGGAAACUCGAUAGGCAAAGUGGAGUUUUGGUUGCGCAAAGUUCAACACGCGCCUUUGCAUAUAACUUUGGAUAUCCCUCUCGAAUCACCAUCGUUGGAUGAGGUUUUGGGUUUGCUCAUUCCUCGCUGCCAGCAGUGGCACACCCUUAUCAUCAACUCCGUGGAUUCGACAACAAUGAACCACGUCCUUCACCGUUGCAGUUUCCCAUUGCCUGCUUUAAGGCAACUUAAUCUCAUCACUGAAAUGGGGGGUUCUCAUCUUGUGGAUGUGUCGUCUCUUCAGGACGCUCCGCGUUUAUCUCGGUUACUGAUUGAACAACCGAAUCUUCCACAGUGGAGCAGCUUCAUGAGAGUCACGACAUUGCAUGUUGUGCUCUCCUCUUCAACGUUGUUGCCACCUUCCAUGAAUGCCACCGAUUGGAUCGAAAUGCUACAAGCCUCAUCAGAGUUAAGGGAUCUCACACUAGAGCUCUCUAAACCAGGAGCACGCCCGUACAACGUUGAUACCCAACGCGUUGUGGAUCUUCCUCACCUGGAAUCAUUAACUCUCCACGUCUCUCCCGAAGUGAACGCAAUCCUUUUGACAAUGCGCGCACCCGCGUUGCGUCAACUCCACCUGCGUUGCUCAUCUGACCCCCUUGCGCGCUCUCACAUGCCUUCUGGCGCCCAUUUAUGUCGGUUCCUUGAAACUUCCCCUUGUCUACAACUUCUAGAACUUUAUGACGUUGAUUUGGAGCGCACCGACUUCGUGCGAUGUUUCGAGCUCCUUCCUAAACUGGAGGAACUUCGUCUGCACGACAGUGACAUUGCUGAUGAACAACUGCGGCUCCUACACGGGCGCAACGGGCAUUGCCCAAACCUUACUCGUCUCGACUUCCGCUGGUGCAAUUAUCUCACUGGCAGGGCGCUGGUGAACCUUGCCCAGAGCCGGCUACCACGAGAUGAAGGCGAGGGUCAAGUGUCGUCCACAGCGACACAAGCGGGCCGAAUGGAUGAAGUGGCUGUUAUCAAUUGUCUGCACGUUAAAGAACAGGAUGUUCUUGAUCUAGCGGAAAUGACAGUUUGCAGGCUCCUGAUGAGGUCAGAAGGAGAUCACUGCUAUGCACGAGGUUGUUGCAAUAACGAGAGGUAUAGACAACGUAUGCGACUACGCCAUAACAAUAAGCUGUCACAAAGAGUCAUCCUCUGAAGAUCUGACCCAUGGAUCAAGAAUUUGUACAACUGUAUUAGGUAGAUUCAAUUGGUCUCCCGUAUGCAGACCAAAUGGAAUGAAGAUAUGUACUAUAAUCGAUAGAAGGACGUAAAAUUUUGUUAGUCUCAAACUAUGGCAAACAGUAGUAGUCAGUGUACCAUUCGCCUCAAACAAGGACUGAUCUGAUAUUCCACGCGUUUGAGAACCCCUGCCGUUGAAGCUGCAUGUAAAGCAGCGCUGGACUGAGCCUACAUAUAU